This is a messenger RNA of Thalassophryne amazonica, 1918 nucleotides long. RefSeq names its product glypican 3 (gene gpc3). Lineage: Eukaryota; Metazoa; Chordata; Actinopteri; Batrachoidiformes; Batrachoididae. Gene Ontology annotation, cellular component: cell surface; plasma membrane; extracellular region. The record is from RefSeq and is a predicted model, not a curated record. Gene Ontology annotation, biological process: cell migration; regulation of protein localization to membrane; positive regulation of canonical Wnt signaling pathway. Bases 34 to 1791 code for a protein of 585 amino acids. The transcript has 8 exons.
GCGGGGCUGAAGUUUAUCUGUGCGUGUCCGGUCAUGGUCGGGCCGUCGUUGCACGGCGCGCUCUCUCUGUGCGCCUUCCUCCAGCUGUUCUCGCUGCACGGCGGACAGGUGUCCGUGCCAAACUGCCAGGAGGUGCGCACACUUUUUCACUCUUUGCAUCCCGGGUCCAAAUGGGUCCCCGAAAGCCCAGUUUCAGGUGCAGAUCUGCAGGUUUGCCAAACCAAAGGCCGAACCUGCUGCACCAGGAAGAUGGAGGAGCGCUAUCAGGUAACGGCACGCAGCAACAUGGAGUCUGGUCUGCAGGCGGUCAGCGCUCACCUGAAACGUCUCAUCAUCCAGAACGCCGCCAUAUUCCAGGAGGCCUUUGACCUGGUGCUGCGUCACGGCCGAAACUCCACCCUGGCCAUGUUGAAGUCAGAGUUCCCGGGUCUCGGGAGCAGCGCCCAAAGCUUGGUGGGGCAGCUCUUCCUGGACAUGUCGCUCUACAUCCUGGGUUCAGACUCUUCAGUGGACAAUAUGGUGGAGCUCCUCUACAGCCGCCUCUUCCUGCUGACAUACCGCCGCCUGCUGGGCGGCAGUGCAUUCGCUGUGUCUGAAGAAUGUGUCAGAGAAGCCUGGAAGGACUCAGGAGCCUUUGGACCGUAUCCCAAACGGAUGAUGACCCAUCUGUCUCGCUCCCUCCUAGCCACACGAGUCUUCCUGCAGGCAUUGAACCUUGGUAUUGAGGUUGUCAAUACUACAGACCACAUGCGGCCAGGUAGGGACUGCAGCCGGGGCCUGCUGAAGCUGUGGUACUGCCCGCACUGCCAGGGCACGGUGGGACCACCGGCCUGCAGGGGCUUCUGUCAGGCGAUGAUGCACAGCUGCCUGGGGGGAGCAGCAGAAGUGCAGCCUCAUUGGAGGAGCUACGUGGAAGGGCUGGCGAAGCUGGCAGGUGCCAUGAGGGAAGAGCAGGAUAUGGAGGCGGUUGUUCUGAGACUGCCCUCACUGAUCAAACUGGCUCUCAAACACGCCGUGAACACACGCAGCCGCCUCAGCACUCUGGUGAGCGUGAAAUGUGGACACUCUCCUCAGCGAGCCUCUCGCUCAGUUGCACAACUUCCUCAGCAAGCGCCUGCUGCCUUAGCAGCCCACAAUGCACUGCUCUCCCCUGCGGACCGUGAUGAGACUCUGGCUGGCCUCCGCAGGGAGUUUAUAUCCAGCCUGAGGGCCUUCAGUUCCUUCUACAGUGGCCUCGGAGAGAUGCUGUGUAGCCGCGAGCCCACUCAGGCAAACCACUCCCUCUGCUGGAAUGGGCUGGAAAUGACAGACAGGUUUUCGGGGACCGGCCUGAAGCAAUCACAUCCCCACGGCUCUGAGUCCAAAAACAACAAACUGCCUGAGCCAAUCAUCAGCCAGAUUAUAGACAAACUCAAACACAUCAACCAGUUACUGAAGCUGGUGACAGUAUCUGAGAAGCACUGGAGAGCCCGGUCACAUGGAGGUGGAGCUGAUGGUUGGAAGGAUGAGGGAGAAGAAGGCUUCACGAGCGGUGACUGUGAUGAUGAAGAUGAAUGUACUGGGAUGUCAGGACUUGGACCGCCGCCAAAACGCAAACGUUUACGAAUCUUUGCAGACCUGGCUGAUAACCUGGCGAUGGAGGACUUCACCUUCCAGGAGCAGCUGCUGACCCCACGACUGGCCACAGCUGGGGUCGGAGGUGCUUCCUCGCCUGCGGCCCUGCUGCGGGGGAGCUGCUCAGUCCCGACCCUCUUUGUGAUGCACGCUGUCCUCCUCCUGUGCCACCACUGAUCAGCAAUGGAAACCGCCACCCUGCACUCACACGCUGCCAUCCACCGCUUUCUUUAGGAGUCAGUACACACCCUGCAGAACGUGACACACAUCUGCUUCCCAACGUGAGAUUCACUGGCUUGUGCCA